Messenger RNA from Clarias gariepinus (North African catfish), 1292 nucleotides. RefSeq names its product unconventional SNARE in the ER 1 homolog (S. cerevisiae) (gene use1). NCBI's taxonomy places the organism in Eukaryota, Metazoa, Chordata, Actinopteri, Siluriformes, Clariidae. The record is from RefSeq and is a predicted model, not a curated record. The transcript has 8 exons. Gene Ontology annotation, molecular function: SNAP receptor activity. Gene Ontology annotation, cellular component: endoplasmic reticulum; SNARE complex. Gene Ontology annotation, biological process: retrograde vesicle-mediated transport, Golgi to endoplasmic reticulum. Bases 72 to 848 code for a protein of 258 amino acids.
GUCGCUCCUGAACAGCCUUUGGUUUCAGUAUUGCGUCAUAUUCCUGCGACUGUCCGGUUGCAGUUUGCAAUAUGGCGGCGUCCAGGUUAGAAAUCAAUUUUAUCCGGUUAUUGUCCCGCUGUGAAGCUAUUGCUUCUGAAAAAAGAGGGGAGACGGAAUGGAGGCUGGAGAAGUACGUAGGUGCUUUGGAAGACAUGCUGGUGGCGUUAAGAAAAAGUCCAGGCAAACCUACUACAGAAAUGCUGACAGACUACACACGUAAAGUUGACUUCCUGAAAGGUCUUAUAAAGGCUGAGAAGCUGUCAUCACCUUCAGAGAAAGCUUUAGCCAAUCAGCUCCUGGCGCCAGGUCGCACACCCACCAUCUCCAGCGAGAGGAUGUCAGCCACCAAGACGGUGCACAUGCAAAGUAAAGCACGAUGCACAGGGGAGAUGCGCUCUGAGCUUUUUAGUACUAAUGCUUCAAGUGCAGGUUCGGAGACAGAGUUGAGACAUCGGAGCCGCAGCGUCCCUGCGGACGAGUGUGAGAGUGCAGCCGAGCUGGACGCCGUACUGCAGCACCACCACAGUCUGCAGGAGAAGCUUGCUGAGGACAUGCUGAACCUCGCACGCAACCUGAAGAACAAUACACUCGCUGCACAAAACAUCAUAAAACAGGACAACCAGACUCUGAGUCAGUCCAUGCGGCAGGCAGAUCUAAACUUUGAGAAGCUGAAGACCGAAUCAGAGCGACUGGAGCAGCAUGCAAAGAAAUCUGUCAACUGGCUCCUCUGGCUGAUGCUCAUAUUAGUCUCGUUCACCUUCAUCAGUAUGAUCUUGUUCAUCCGCAUCUUUCCCAGACUCAGGUGAUGCGGCCUGACUCGGAUGUCUGGUUAAAAACGCAUGCGCGCACCCAUGCACGCGCACACACUGAGUCAGUAUGCAAACGCCACUGAAGGGAAGUGCCUGGAAGUGACUCAAAAUAUCCUCUGCCAUUUGUAGCGGCAAAUAUGGUCACUGUUUCUGCAUUAACACUAAUCCCAGUUCCCCGUAAUUAUAUGCUUUAUGAAUUCCCGCAUAACAUAAAAAAUAUCCAUUAUCCUGUUAUGCGCAGUCUUCCAGCAUCACACUUCAUCUGCAGUCUUAGAGAAGUAAUCCACGUGAACUCUGUUAGAUGGAUGGGCUUGUCUUUGUUGGGACAAAUGGACAUGUCUUUAAGCAAUCAGCAGACAGAACUCUAACACACCAAUAUACUCUUAGCACUGUGGUAUGCCAGCUACCCAUGCACAAAGAAAUUAAAUAAUUUAAAAAGAA